AAAAAAAAAAAACAUGGGAACUCGUGUUUGAAUCGUUGGUCUAAUUUGUUUGUAAAUAAAUAAAUAAACAAUUUAUUGAUAAAUAAGUCGACUUUAAUUUUUUUAUUGACGUUUGGUGGAUAAAAUUACGUUUUUAUUGUUGAUGAGAUCAACUUUGGAAUUGGUGAUUGUUUCAUUUAUAAUAAAAGUCUUUUUUUGUUGACAAACACACAUGGCCAGUGUUGAUGAUUGAAUUUAAUUUAUCAACAAAUACCAAACACAAAGCUGAUGAAUAAAAAAGUGACUGAACCAAAUUCAAUCUUGUGAAGAUAAUUAAGCUAAAAUGAAUUUUGGCAAUUGGGAUUCAGUUGAAAACUCUUUGUCCUCGAGAAAUAAAAAUUACAAUGAUUCAAAAAAAAUAAGUAGAAUUAAUGAUUAUAAAAAAAAUACUUGUAAUUCAAUUGAUGAUAGAAGUAAUUCAGAAUUUGAAAGUUCACCAGAGUCACAAAAUUUUAAGCUUCAUGUAACAGACAAUUUAUUGACUGACGAUUCACCAGAGGUAGAUGUCAUUGUUAAAUAUAAUAAAGCAAAUAAUCACAGUAGUUCAGAUAUUAUUGUUAUAAGUGAUUCGAGUGAUGAAGAUUCUUCUCCUUCAGCAUUCAUACAAAAACGUCAUGAUAAUAUAAAUAAAAUUUCAACAAAAUAUCGAGUAUCAAAAUCAAAAAAUCAAAACUAUACAGACAGUGAUAGUCCACAUGACAUCACAAGUGAAAAUGAAAAUGUACUUACAGGUUCAAUGAAAAAUGACAAUUUAGAAAAUUUAUAUAAUGCUCAAAAAAAUAAAAAUACUUCUGAUGAUAGUUAUGAAGAAAAAACACAAGAUACAAGAUAUCAUAUUCCAGAUAAUAAUAAAUUAAAUUCAUCAAUAAUAUUGACAAGUGAUUUGGCUAAAACAAAUCAUAAAUUAAAUAAUAAUUAUGACAAUAAAAAAUACAAUGAUACACCAAAAUCAAUGAAGCUCAGUGAAUGUACAACACCAAUGAGUAAAAAAGAUAUUGUAAAUAUUAAAAAAAAAAUUGAUUCUAGACGUGUAGUAUUAUUUAAUUCACCAACAACACAUUGGAGUAAAAAAACAAUAAUUGAUGAAACUGAUAGUGAGACUAAUGAUGAUGAAGAUGAUGAAAAUAGUUAUUUAAAAAAUAAAAUAAAUAAACCAGUAUUAAUUGAAGAAACAAUAUCAGAUCAAGAAUCCAUUGAUGAUCAUCAAUGUAUUAAAUCAAACACACAUGUUACUCCACCUUUAGAACGUACUUAUUCAAGAAAUCCUUCUAUUGUUUUGUCUGAAUCAAAAAAAAAUCAAAUAUCAAAUUGGCUAAUGUAUAAUCCAAAUGAAUCAAAGAGUGAUGAUUCAUUGAGUCAAGUUCCACCAAGUUUAAGCACUCCACCAGGUUCAGGAAAUAGUAGCUUAGAAAGACUUGAAAUUAAUUAUGAAACUCCAAAUAAUAGAGAUAAAUUUCGUAGAAAUAUUAAUUGUGAAAAUAAAAAUUCUGAUAAAACAUCAACAACAACAACAAAUAAACCGAAACCUAAAAAUUUUACAAAUGACAAUUUCUUAAAGAAUAAAAAAUCAACUUCUAAUGAGAAAAAAAAUUACACACCAAUUACAAUAAGUAAACCAAAAAAAGUAUUAUCAAAAUCUCCAGAUAGAAGACAAACAGAUAUUAAUAAUUAUGAUGAUAUUUUGGAAAAAUUAUAUGGCUCUAAUUGGAGAGAUAAAAUAAUUCAAAAAUCACCUGAUAAAAAAAAAACAAAUGUUACAUUACGUAGUAGAGGAGUUCAAACAGAUAUAAAAAAAAAAACUAUACAAAGAGUUAAAAAAAUAUCUACUUCAAGUAGUUCAAGUAAUGAUAAUUAUAAUACUCCUCGUAGUAAAAAUAAAUUUUUUAAUGUUGAAAAAAAAUUAGAGACUGUCAUUAGAAAACCACGAAAAGAUAGUUUUAUUGAUGAUUCAUCAGUAUGCAGUGGUGGUGGUGGUGAUACUACAUAUAUGACUGCUUUGACAAAUCCAAGUGUUUCACUUGAUAAUAAUUUAAAUAAUAAAAAUAAUACACCCAUGACAGCUAGACGAGUUAUUGAAAUUUGUGAUACAGAUGAUGAACAAGAUGACUUACAAAUUAAAAAUACAAAUUUAAAUAAUAAAAAAUUAUCAUUUAGUGGUGAUGAUGAUUCAUCAUCAGGAACAAGUGAGUACGAUCCAUAUGAUAUAGUUCUUCCAAAAAAUACAAAAAAAUUAAAUUCUAAAAAAAUACAAUCAGGUAAAAUAAAUCCAAAAUGGCCAAGUUCAACUUUUGAUCGUGAUUUAUUAAAAACAAAAAGUUUUUUAGAAUCAUUAUCAUCUUCAGUACCAAUGGAUAUAUCACAUCAAGAUGCUAAAAAAUAUAAAAUAAAUUUUAAAAAUACAAAAGAAGAAUUAUGCAAAGUACUUUAUAAACUUUAUAACGAAAAAAUAUUUGAUAAUCGUUUACCAUCUGAUAUGUCAAUUGAAUGGAAUAUUCGUAUGCGUGGUACUGCUGGUUUUUGUUAUAAUAAAAAAUCAACAAAAACAAUUGGUGGUAUUACACGUUCAUCAAGAAUAGUAUUAGCAUCAAAAAUUUUAGAUUCAGCAGAUAGAUUACGUGAUACAUUGGUUCAUGAAAUGUGUCAUGCUGCUGCUUGGCUAUUGAAUGAAGUAUGUGAUGGUCAUGGAUCUUUUUGGAAAGCAUGGGCAUCAAAAGCAAUGAAAGCAUUUCCAGAUCUUCCACCAAUUAGACGAUGUCAUGAUUAUAAAAUUUCAACUAAAUUUACAUAUCGUUGUACUUCAUGUGGAUACAGUAUUGGAAGACAUUCAAAAUCUUUGGAUGUAGAAAAAAAACGAUGUGGUCAUUGUUUUGGCAAAUUUGAGCUGUUGAUUAAUCGAGUUACAAAAUCAGGAACAACAUUGCAAACACCUAAAACAACAAAAGGACCAACAGGUUUUGCUCUUUUCGUCAAAGAAAAUUAUGGUACAGUUAAAAAAGAACGUCAAGGUGUUGCACAUAAAGAGGUCAUGCAAAUAUUAGGUCAGCAAUUUUCAGCUAUUAAAAUUGGUAAAAAAAACAAUGACGGGGUGGACAAUGACGUAGUGUGACUGACAAUUAAUUAACAAUGACAAAUAAUAUUAUAUAAAUAAUACUAAUCAAUUUUAUAUCAAAUAAGGCAUCAUGUAGAUGGUUUUUUUUUUUUUUUUUAAACAAUCAUUUUUAUUCAGUUAAUUUUUAAUUUUAUUUUAAUUAAUUUUUUUUAAAACUAUACAUUGAUCACGUUACAGGCAAUCGAAAGGCAGACAUGCUUCGUUAUGUAUAUAUGAGGAGGACUUGUAUUUAAUUUAUUA
Messenger RNA from Aphidius gifuensis, 3388 nucleotides. RefSeq names its product dentin sialophosphoprotein-like. The record is from RefSeq and is a predicted model, not a curated record. The coding region runs from base 323 to 3145 and encodes 940 amino acids. The transcript has 3 exons. Lineage: Eukaryota; Metazoa; Arthropoda; Insecta; Hymenoptera; Braconidae. Gene Ontology annotation, cellular component: nucleus.